Amaranthus tricolor (Joseph's coat) is the source of this 1738-nucleotide messenger RNA. Its product is annotated as probable disease resistance protein At1g63360. Gene Ontology annotation, molecular function: ADP binding. The transcript is spliced from 2 exons. Bases 65 to 1246 code for a protein of 393 amino acids. Lineage: Eukaryota; Viridiplantae; Streptophyta; Magnoliopsida; Caryophyllales; Amaranthaceae. The record is from RefSeq and is a predicted model, not a curated record.
UCUCAUAUUCAUUUGCAAGAGCUUUCUUUGGCAAUAUUUUUCAGCAAUCCAAAACAGCUACAUCAUGUUCGAAUAUGCUGUGCUAUUUUUGUCCCUCAUUGUGCUCGGAAUUUCACUUGGCUUCAACUUUGUUAGUUUAUUGGGGACGAUGUGGAGUAUGAGGGAAUCUAUAAACGAUACAAUCAAUUUCAUGAUCAAAUUACCUAAUUGGUUAAACUACUAUAACAACUUGAAGAACGACACUAACACCCUCCAUAUGAAAACAACAAGAUUAACCCGAAAAGCCCAUGACAUCAGAUCAGAGGCAUCUGCUGCAGAGCAUCAGACCCUUCGCCAAGUGAAGGCAGAAGUACGAAAUUGGUUGGAAAACGUGCAGACUGUGGAUAACCAAGUUAAGGAUAUUCUGGAGCAGGCAGGAAGAGAUAUGAACAUUUUCGUAGAUUUCUUUUAUCGCGCUUGGUUAGGGAUCGUUCAUGUCGACAAGAAACUUCAGCAAGUAGAACAACUCUUGGAUACUGGAACGUCUUUACAGACUGCUCCGUUGAUAUCUAAUGUAAGACCGGAGCUUCCUUAUCUGACUUCCAACCUAAUAGGUAGCGAAGCAUUCGGUAAUAUCAAUAAAGUGUUGGAGUAUAUAAAAUUAGAUCGGAUAUCAUGUAUUGGUGUUCAUGGAGCACAAGGUACCGGCAAAACAGAAAUCGUUAAGCAUAUCUACAACCGACUAUUAGUAAACACGAAUGUUUAUUAUGUACAAAUUAGGGAGAAUAUCACGAACCAUGAGUUGUCGAGCAUGAUUUCUCGAACACUUGGGUUAGAAUUAGCUGAAGAGGAUGAAGGUAGGCGGCCUGAUUUUUUAUACAGAGCUUUGAGAAGUAAAGGGAAAUUUGUUCUUAUACUAGAUGGUUUAAUAAGAGAUUUCAGAUUAUUUGAAGUAGGUAUCCCUGUGCAUCCAAAUGGGGGAAAAUUGAUUUUCACUACACGGUCACCAAAUGUUUCGCGAAGAAUGGAGUCACAAGUAACAAUCGAGCUGCAGCCGUUGUCAGAUGAUGAAGCAGAUGAGCUGUUUCGAAAAGAGGUGCAGAUGAGUGAAUAUGACUCGGAAGAAAUGGAAGGCGUAGCACAUCGUAUCUUACAACAAUGUGGGAAUGUACCUGGCGUUAUUAUUCGUAUAGCAGAUAUGUUGAAAAGGGAACAUGAUAUCCAUGUAUGGUGGAACACUUUGAAUGAACUGCAACAACACUUGUAGUUGCUUAAGCCUAAAUACUCUAUUUUUAGAAACUUAUUGCAUCCAAAAUUCUUGGUGUAAUCAGAUGGUUUCUAAAUUUAGAAAUGAUAGAAGGUAGUAUGAAGCUGCUAGAGAAUAAAGCAGACUAAUCGACUAGCAAAUGAAUACUUGCAGCUGCAGUGUGUCCGUUUCAGUGUGUUUUCUUUGUUGAUGUUGAAUUGGAAAUGCGCUAAACAUCCUUCCUUGCAGACUAGUAAACAAUAUUUUACGUAGGGUUGAAAACAUAAUACUAUGAGCUAAAAAAAUCUACACUGAGCCGAUUCGACUACUAUUAAUUUAUCUUAUUAGGCUAUUAAACCUAUGUAUAAAGCACGUUUUACAGAAAUACCGUCUCAUAUAAGAAUUCUAGUUGAAUAAUAGUGUGUCAUAAUGUAUAAUUUCCACCAUCUAAAUAUUAUUAGUAGGGUUGAUAAGGUUGUGACUUGUGAGUAGCCCUAUGUGCAUGACUGGCCA